Molecule: messenger RNA, 251 nt
Organism: Racocetra persica
Lineage: Eukaryota; Fungi; Glomeromycota; Glomeromycetes; Diversisporales; Gigasporaceae
Source: the annotation of a GenBank genome assembly
UUGGUCAUGUAGAAUAUUUGUGCCAACUUAUUCAGAUUGAAGGUUCCUCAUUACCUUCUAAGAUUGAAGAUACAAAAAAUAAGAAAGCUAUCAAACAUUUAUUGAGACUAUUUAUUUCUAAAAAACUCGUAGAAUAUAUAGAUCAAGAUAAGAAAAAAAGUUGUAAAUUUAAUUUAUCUGUUGAUUAUAUCCUUGUAUUAAAAGAUUUGCAAAAAAAUAAAUAUGAAUUAUAUCUUAAUGAAAUGUUGUAG